Messenger RNA from Penicillium samsonianum, 954 nucleotides. RefSeq lists its product as uncharacterized. The transcript has a single exon. The record is from RefSeq and is a predicted model, not a curated record. Bases 1 to 954 code for a protein of 317 amino acids. Lineage: Eukaryota; Fungi; Ascomycota; Eurotiomycetes; Eurotiales; Aspergillaceae.
AUGUAUACUUCAGCUACCGAUGUAUACUUUGCCCUUGACAGCCAAGGCGCUGUCAUCGUAAUCAAAUUGAACGAGGGAGAAAUUAUAGAGCGCACAGUCUUCCCAGAAUCUCACUUAUCGCCUUCUUGGAUCAAUGCUCUGCAUGAGAUGAGAGCGAGUAUGGAGACAAAUGCUAUUGAGCCGUGCGGUAUCUCGUUCCUGCAGCAGCAUGGCAGCCGUGCUCUCGGAUUCGACCGGACACGCUUCGCUGCUUCAGAUCGGGAACACGAACCAGCAGUUCCCUACAUGCAGGGACUACUACAGCCACAUCUAGACUCCCCCAUCCCAUUGGAAGGCGGGGUAAGGACCGCGGACUCCGGGGUGGAAUUCCUGUUCGACAUCCCUGGCUUGUCCGAUACCUGGGAUGAUGUUGACCCAUUCAACUCGUCGUGUGUUCCUGCCUUGCUCGAAAAUGCUCCAAUUGUUCAUGUUUCAGGAGAAUCUAAUAUGCGGGACCCAAGGACCGAUGGUGGUUGCGAAUCAAGGCCUAUGGGACUGAAACGGGCACACAAACUUCAUCGAAUGUUGCAUGCGCUAGAGAACCACCCAGUGAUCAGCCGGGAAGACCAUAACAGACAGGUUGAGGGACUUUACAACGGGCCGCAACUACUGACAUGCUCUCAGGACGCGUCGAUGGUCCAGUUCGCCGCAGUUCUUGGUAGACACAGCAGCGUCUCCGCCGCGGUAGGAACUAUUUAUGGAUUGCUUAGCUGGAAUCUCUUUGGGUUAGAGGAGGAUCGCCUGGUAAAGGAGGACAGGCUGUCUCCUUAUAUUGCAGCGAAGCAGGUCCGAGAUAUCCCCAUAUUAGUCACACCGUCAAUUGAGCUCGCUGACCCGCACCCUUGCCAUCCAGAUGAAUCAGAAAAUGACAAGUGCACUACCCCGUCGGGGGAAAUCGAAGGAUUGGGCAAGUGA